Molecule: messenger RNA, 1428 nt
Organism: Pyrus x bretschneideri (Chinese white pear)
Lineage: Eukaryota; Viridiplantae; Streptophyta; Magnoliopsida; Rosales; Rosaceae
Product: alpha-(1,4)-fucosyltransferase
Exons: 3
Coding region: 83-1300 (405 amino acids)
Cellular component (GO): membrane
Molecular function (GO): alpha-(1->3)-fucosyltransferase activity
Source: RefSeq, a predicted model, not a curated record
ACGUGUCCUUUGACUUAAAUUGACUCUGGAAUCUCUCUUUAGAGGGGAGAGAGGAGCAACUGCCAAAAUUGCCGCCGGUAAUAUGCAGUUAAAGCCCUUCAACUCCUUCACCAUCGCCUUCAUGAUGAGCGGCGCCUUCUUCAUCCUCUUCUUCUGCAGCUUCCUCGAAUUCCCGCCUAUAUCGACCUCAGUGCAACCCACCAACGAUCCCAGUCCGUCCCUCACCAAUUUUGCACCCGACCCGUUUACCCAUUUGAUCGGCGCGUUCGGGAAGUGGGAUGCCCGGGUGGGUUGCCCCCGUUUCAAAGAGAAGCACAAGCAGCAGCUGUUCCCGAAAAACUCUUCUUCUCUGCAGCAAAUUCGCGGGGAAUCGGAAUGUGGGGAGGCGAAACCGGAGCAUGUUAGCGUGUUGGUGAAAGGGUGGACUUGGAUUCCUGAUAAUUUGGAUAAUUUGUAUUCGUGCCCGUGUGGGUUGAGCUGUUUGUGGACUAAAUCUUCUGUUCUUGCUGACAAGCCUGAUGCUUUGUUGUUUGAGACCACUACACCUCCCCUUCAGAGACGCACUGGAGAUCCACUUCGUGUGUACAUGGAUCUUGAGGCUGGCAGGAAGCGAUCUGGUGUUGAGGAUAUAUUUAUAAGUUAUCACGCCGAAGAUGAUGUGCAGUCCACCUAUGCUGGUGCACUCUUUCACAAUGGUCGAAAUUAUCACAUGUCUCCUUAUAAAGAAAAAGACACACUUGUUUAUUGGUCAUCAUCGCGCUGUCUACCUCGAAGAAAUAAGCUUGCCCACAAGCUUCUCAGCUUACUACCCCACCAUUCAUUUGGCAAGUGCUUGAACAACGUCGGCGGCUUGGACAUGGCCCUUUCUUUCUACCCCGAGUGUGCAAGUGAUAGUAGUGUCACCCAAAAAUGGUGGGAUCAUUUACAUUGUGCCAUGUCUCACUAUAAGUUUGUUCUUGCCAUCGAAAACACAAUGACAGAGAGUUAUGUGACGGAGAAGCUAUUUUAUGCACUAGACUCUGGGUCAGUUCCAAUCUAUUUUGGUGCCCCUAAUGUCUGGGACUUUGUUCCUCCCCAUUCGAUAAUCGAUGGCACUAAAUUUAGCAGCUUGGAGGAAUUGGCGUCUUACGUGAAGUCCCUCGCCAGUGACCCAGUUGCGUAUGCCGAGUACCAUGCCUGGCGAAGAUGCGGGGUGAUGGCGAAUUACGUUAAAACGCGAGCAUUGAGCCUUGACACAUUACCAUGCAGGCUCUGCGAAGCUGUUAGCAGAAAAGGUGGGAGAAAUGGAAGAACCAAGUGAAUUUGUUAUGGUUUAUGUAUAAAUUGUAUACAAGCGCUGCUGAUAGAUGUAUUAGUGAAAAGAAAAGAAAAGGAAACUGGGAUUUAUUAUAAAAGAAAUUAACACGUACUCAUUUUUCAUUUGCUUUA